AUAGUAGAUAGAGAGGCUACAAUAGGAUGAGCUCGGGCCCCAAAUGGGUCAACAGAACUUGGACCCAACAGCCAAAUUUCCUGCUUUUCACGGAACCCCAUCGCUUAAGGCAAACCCAACCCAACGGUCUAAAAAUGCCCCUCUUUUCUUUCUCUCACCCUCUUCAACCUCCGAAUCUCCAACGUACAGAACAGCCUCCUCUCUCAUAAUCUCGAUUAGCCUCGGAGCUUCGCGAUUCUUAUUCACUUUAUAGCGCUGGCAUCACGGGGUUCGCUCACAUACAUGCGCGGGGCUGUACGGGGUGCAGUUACAGAAUCGGGUUGAGGCGCAUGUUCGAGGAUGGCGACUUGGUUCAAAAUCCGGUUGCAUCAGACGGAAAUCGAACUGAGAUUAAGGAUUUGAGGUAAGUUUUCAAGCCUGAGGUAAAUAAAAGGGUAGAAAUUUUAGAGAUAUUUAAUGGGUUUUCGGGUCUAGGGUCCGUUAGAGGAAAAAUUGAUCAAAGUCCUGCUCUGUAAUUGGGUAUAGAUCCAUGUCAUUACCGAUUUCAUUUGGGGAUUCCGAUUGCAAACCCUAGCCGCCCAGGGAGAGAAAAGAAUUGACCCAGAAGAGAUAUUUGAAGUUUGGGAUUUGGAUUCAAGGAGUAGAACUCCAUGAUUUCACCUGGUUUGAGGUGACCCCUUUUUUUUGUCAUGAAUUGAAUAUUGAGCUUCUCUUCAUGCAAUUUGUGUUUUUUGGUUCAUAUUGGGGAUUGUUUAGUAAUCUCUUUCUAUUGUUGUACUUUGAUUGUAGCCUUAAUUCUGUUCUCUGAUGAUAGUUUCCUGCUUUCCAUUGAAUAUUUAAAAAGAUGAAUUUAUAUAAUCUCAUGCAUUCCAUUUUGUUUGGUUUCUGAUGGUUUCACUUCACUGCUUUGUUUGAAUAUUUAUCUAAUAAUUGGAAAUGAAUUCAGUGUGUUUGAAGUUGUAGUAAAUACAUUUAUGGUUUGUUUUUGUAUAAUUGGAAACGGAAUAUAUUUAGUUCUUUUAA
Rubroshorea leprosula is the source of this 1023-nucleotide messenger RNA. Lineage: Eukaryota; Viridiplantae; Streptophyta; Magnoliopsida; Malvales; Dipterocarpaceae. The record is from the annotation of a GenBank genome assembly.